AUGAUCUUCGUUUUGUGCUUGGUGUCGCUUGUCGCUGCUGAUAACGGGCCUUCACAUAGGCCAAACUACAUGCGUCCUCACAACCAUAGAACUAUGGUCGUGGGCCCAAGUCUUUCGACCGGAUCUGACGGAAGCACUCACGCACAUCCUGGAUAUAUAUCCACCGAUCAAAAUACUCUUGUCAUCGGCUCAAGUCUUUCGACCGGAUCUGAUGGAGGCACCUACGCUCAUCCCGGAUCUAUAUCCACCAAUCGUCAAAGUUAUAACAAUUAG
Messenger RNA from Parnassius apollo (apollo), 273 nucleotides. Lineage: Eukaryota; Metazoa; Arthropoda; Insecta; Lepidoptera; Papilionidae. The record is from the annotation of a GenBank genome assembly.